AUGUCAACAACGUUACUAGCAAUACCAAAUCUCUCAGUAGCGAUCUGCAAUGCCGCGACAGGUUUCACCAAACCCUCACUUCAUGUGGGUUUCUUUUCCUCCCAUGAACCAAAACAUUGUAGGCGACUGGGACACGGCCUCUGUCGGCUAUCCCCGGGUUGGUUACAAUCCUACGCGGCGUCAUCAUACCACACCCGUGCCAUGCAGCGAUUAGCGUUAUGGAAAGCAGCUCGUUGUGAAUUUUCUGCCCCCCUGGAUAUGUUGACUGCGGAACUGCAUGAUCUUUUCUCUCGAUGUGGGCUCCUUGAUGGCGCCAUAAUUAUCCACGACAUACAGACGAACCUGCCAAAGUGA
Trypanosoma rangeli is the source of this 354-nucleotide messenger RNA. RefSeq lists its product as uncharacterized. Bases 1 to 354 code for a protein of 117 amino acids. The record is from RefSeq and is a predicted model, not a curated record. Lineage: Eukaryota; Euglenozoa; Kinetoplastea; Trypanosomatida; Trypanosomatidae. The transcript has a single exon.